AUGCCUAUAGUAGAGAUUUCCUGGUGCUGUUGCUUCCUUAGUGUUCCUUGUGGAUCAUCAAACAGGAAGAGAAAGGAGAAAGAGUCACCCACUCCUUCCCAUGAUAAAAGAACAGGUUCUCCCUCCUCCUCUACAGGCAGGCAUGAGAAUAAGAGAAAGGGGAAGAAGAGCUGGUUUCGUUUUCCUCACUCACGUACCAAAAAAGAUGGCAAGAAAAGGACAAAGGAAGAAAACCCAGUUGCUUCUUCUCCUGCACAUGCGGACAAGAAGGACCAGAAGAGGCGAAAGGAUGACGAUAAGAAGGGAAAGGGGAAGGGGAAGGAAGAAAAAUCAACUCUUUCACCUUCCUCGCAGACAAAGAAGGAGGACAACGAGAAGAGGAAGAAAAAGGAAGAAGAGCCAGAGAAGGUGGAGAAGAUGAAGGAAAAGGAAGAAAAACCCACAAAGGAGGAUAAAAAGAAGGGGAGGGAAGAAAAACCCACAGAGGAGGGAAAACUUGGGAGAAAGGAAGAAGGCCCUAAAAAGGAGGACAAGAAGAAAGGAAAGGAAGAAACUACAAACAACAACGAUCAAACUAUAAAGUACGAUGUUUUUAUCAGUUUCAGAGGAACCGACGUGCGACAGACCUUCGUGAGCCACCUCUUUGCUCACAUGAACAACGAGAGGCACCUCCUCACUUUCAAAGACGACGUGAGUCUCAGGCGAGGAGACGAGGUCUCGCCAUCGCUCACAGAAGCAAUCGAGAGAUCCUCGUCGUAUGUCGUCAUCUUCUCCCCAAACUAUGCAACCUCGGACUGGUGCUUGAACGAGCUUGUCAAGAUUAUGGAGUGUGCGAGAAGGUAUGGACGGAAAAUGAUACCGGUGUUUUAUGGUGGAGUGACGCCUUCCCAUGUUAGGCACCAAAAGCAGCGCUACGCUGAUGCAUUUGUUCAACACAAAAAGAAGCAUCCCGACGACAAGGAGAUGGAGGCCAAAAUCAAAAGUUGGAGAAGUGCGUUGAUGGAGGCGGCCAAUAUUUCAGGGUUUGAGUCCACGGUCGUCAAGCCUGAACGUCGUUUGGUCGAAGAAGUGGCUAAAAGCAUCCUAGGGGUAAUCAGACCAGAAUCAUCUCCUGUCACACAAGGGUUAGUCGGUAUAGAGCCAGAGAUUGAAGCCGUUGAGAAAUUAUUGGAGACCGAUGAUACCAAAAACAACCGUGUAAUAGGGUUUUGGGGGAUGCCCGGCAUUGGCAAAACCACCCUCGCCAAAGCUAUCUUCGAGCAGAUUGAUCCAGACAAAUUCAAAGGACGUCAUUACAUCCAGAAUUUUGCAGGCCAGCUGAAGAGGACCACCACGGUGAUCGACUUGCAAAAUGAGCUCUUCGACAAGUUGUUAGGCGACGAGAAUUCACAUGACAUACCAUUCAAUCUGAAGCGCAAUCGCCUCCGUCGUCUCAGGGCUUUCGUCAUCAUCGAUGAUGUGACAAGCCUACAAACCUUACAAGAGUUGCUCCAUGGGGAACUUUGUGAUCUAUUCGGACCCGGAAGUAGAAUGAUCCUGACGAGCACGAAUCAACAGGUGCUCAAGGCUGUUUGUCAAGAAGUACACCAAGUCCCAGGGCUCGGUAAGGGAAAAGCCCUAAAGCUUUUCAGCUUAUCCGCGUUCAAGAAGGACCGACCUCCAAAUGAGUACAAGGAGAUGUGUGACAAGGUUGUAGCUUACUGCGGUGGGAACCCGUUGGCUCUUAAAGUUUUGGGCUUGAUGUUUUAUGAUAGGACGAUGGGGUUUUGGGAUGGUACAUUGGAGAAGCUGCGAAGACUUCCCAAGAAGGAGAUUCAGGAUUUACUCAUGAUUAGCUAUGACGAGUUGGAUCGAGACGAGCAGAGUGCGUUCCUCGAUGUUGCUUGCUUCUUCAACUACGAGGACUAUGAAUUCGUGACGAGGGUGUUGGAUGAAGACCUGGUCACCAAUUUGGUCGACAAGUCUCUUGCUGGGAUUAACUAUUCCAAAGGCGCGAUCGAAAUGCAUGCAUUGCUUGAGGACAUGGGGAAGGAGAUUGUUAAGAUAGAAAAGAUGCUAGGAAAACGGUCUCGGUUGUGGGAGGCCAAAGAUGUGCUAAAGUUACUCUCGGAAAAUAUGGGAUCAGAAUCAACGGAAGGAAUCUUGUUGAAUCUGACCGAAAAAGAGGAGAGAAUCAAAACCGAAUCUGAUGCUUUUGAAAAGAUGUGGAACUUGAGAUUGCUUGGCAUCGAAUUAGCAUCAGAAAGCAUAUCGGUUUUUCCUGAAGAAGGGCUCAUCAAAUCUCUUCCAGAGGAGCUGAGGUAUCUCCGUUGGGACUUGUUCGCUGCCACAUCUUUGCCAUCCGGAUACUCUCCCCAAAAUCUUCGCGUUCUAAGGCUGAAACACAACAGCAUUCGUCACUUAUGGGAAGGAGCUAAUGUGGAUCUUGGGAAUCUGAAAGAGCUCAAUCUCACGGCAUCCAAGUACUUGACCGAGGUACCCGAUCUCUCGACAGCCGAAAAACUCGAGCUCAUCGAUCUCACCAGCUGUGGCAAACUAAUCCAGCUUCACAAAUCAAUCAUAACCCUCCCUAGCCUCAAAACCCUGAUUCUAGAUUCAUGCAAAGCUCUCGACCUUACUAGCCUGGAUGAAGAGAACACACAGAACGAGGAUGUAGCUUUCCCAAGCUUGGAACAAGUAAACUUGGACGCCACGCCAAUUGAAGAAGUCCCUCGUUUGCUCCUAGGAGCACAAAAGCUCACCAGAAUCGACUGCUCGUCUUGCCCUAACUUGUCAAAGUUCCCAUCCAUCGACACUCUAUAUCGUAGCAUGUCGAUCAAACAUUUGAUCUUACGAAACAACAAGCUCCUUGUCCAUCUCUCUGAGGCCAUCUACAAGCUCAAAUCUCUCCAGACGCUCGACAUGUCAGGGUGCGAGAAUCUCGAGAGUUUCCCCUACAUAAUAGUGACACUUGACGAGUUGAUACGACUUGAUCUGAGCUACUGUUCCAAGAUAUCUGAGAUUCCUGGCACAAUCUCACACCUCCGUAACUUGGAGAGGCUUUAUCUGUCGGGCACUGGAAUCGAGGAUGUUCCUGUGUCCGUCUUGUCACUGAAACACCUGACCGUGUUGAAGUUGGAUCAGUGUAAGAAGCUUAGGACGAUCCCGGAUAGCUUUGCCAAGCUGUCUCGAUUGGAAACGCUGAACCUAGAUGGUUGCGACAUGUUGAUCAAUAAGGAGCCGGAGCUUCCCCGAUCCAUGAAAAGAACAAAGAAUGACAAGCAAGUAAGUAAAUAG
This is a messenger RNA of Linum tenue, 3276 nucleotides long. Lineage: Eukaryota; Viridiplantae; Streptophyta; Magnoliopsida; Malpighiales; Linaceae. The record is from the annotation of a GenBank genome assembly.